Messenger RNA from Metarhizium acridum CQMa 102, 690 nucleotides. RefSeq lists its product as uncharacterized. NCBI's taxonomy places the organism in Eukaryota, Fungi, Ascomycota, Sordariomycetes, Hypocreales, Clavicipitaceae. The record is from RefSeq and is a predicted model, not a curated record.
AUGGGCUGGCUCUGGUCAUCAUCUUCAAAACCUCCCACUGAGGAGAAGGCCGCCCCAGCACCACCAACAGAGCAAUCGGCCGCGCCAAACGAACCCGUCGACCCAGAGAUCCAAAAGUUCUUUGACCUCUUUAAACACGACCCCGAGCAGCCAUCAACCAACCAACGGUCCACUCCCUUAUCAGAAAACGAAUCCUCUUCAUCUAUAACAUCCUGGCUGGCCCUUAAAGCAUCGGCCAAGUCUACCGACAAACAAGUCCCCGAUGCCCCCAUCGGCGACGCCCUCUCCGAGUCCCUCCUCCCCACGGACAUGAGCUGCCGACAAGCCUUUGACCUCGCAUGGAGCUGCAACGGCCUCGGCGGCCAAUUCAACUCGGUCUACCGCUACGGGAAUAUGCGCUCCUGCAGCGAACACUGGGACGACUUCUGGUUCUGCAUGCGCACGAAAUCUUAUACGGGGGACUUGAAGGCCAACAUGGUCAGAACGCACUACCGCAACAAGGCGUACAGGAGGUACGGCGACGGGAAGCCGAGCAGUGAGGACGUGUGGGAGAGGAGGACGGAGAAGAUGCCGCCGGGGUCUGCGUUUAAUGUGCCGGUGGAUGCGCCCACGGUUGGUGAUGACGAAUGGAGGCGGAUGGAGGAAGAGAGAAGGAAAGGUGUACGAAGAGAUAUGGGAUACGAAUCAUGA